Glycine soja is the source of this 570-nucleotide messenger RNA. RefSeq lists its product as uncharacterized. Bases 1 to 570 code for a protein of 189 amino acids. The transcript has 3 exons. The record is from RefSeq and is a predicted model, not a curated record. Lineage: Eukaryota; Viridiplantae; Streptophyta; Magnoliopsida; Fabales; Fabaceae.
AUGACUAGGAGUAAAAAGUUUGUGGAAGCUGAGGAUGAAGAGAGUGUGGUGUACAAGGAGCAAAUGGGUGAAAAGACAGGUGCUGAGGUUAAGGAAAAUGAUGUGAAGGGAGAAGUCAAUGUGGGAAAGGCUCUGAUUGAUCUGGGAGCCAGCAUUAAUUUGAUGCCACUCUCCAUGUGCAAAAGAUUGGGAGAGUGGGAGAUUAUGCCCACUCGAAUGACUCUACAAUUAGCUGACCGCUCCAUUACCAGGCGCUACGGAGUAAUUGAAGAUGUAUUGGUCUGGGUCAAGCAUUUUAUCUUCCCAACAUACUUUGUGGUCAUGGAUAUCUCUAAAGAUACUGACAUCCCUGUAAUCAUGGGGAGGCCGUUCAUGUUGACUGCAAGCUGCAUAGUUGACAUGGGGAAGAGGAAGUUGGAGUUAGGUUUUGAAGACCAGAAAAUUGAUUUUGACUUAUUUUCAACGUUUCGAGGCCAUGCUUCGGAGCAUACAUCAGGGGCAGAGUAUUUUACUGCAAAGCCUAUAGCUGGUAGCGCCUCCAGACUCCAUCCCGAUAGUAGAGCAAUUUAA